CUGAUCACAUUUAAGCGUCGUGCGAGUUGAACGAUGAAACUGUCAGAGAACUCGGAGGAUUCUGGACGCAAUCGUGAAGCCAUGAAGAUUCUGUUGACGAUAGCUUGCUUGGUCGCAGUGGUCGCAACUUUUGAGGAUGGCGAGCUCACUGUCACUGAUCAAGUGUACCUCGACAUCAUGAUCGACGAUCAUCCCGCGGGAAGAAUUGUCAUAGGAUUAUUUAGCGACGUUGCCCCGAAGACCGUAAAGAAUUUUAUCACCUUAGCGACAACUGGAGUAGCAGGGAAAACGUACAAAGGUACCAGAUUUCAUCGAGUGAUUAAGAAAUUUAUGGUACAAGGCGGAGAUAUAGAAAAUGGUGAUGGGACUGGAUCUAUCAGUAUCUACGGAAAGUAUUUUGACGAUGAGAAUUUUGAUAUCGGUCACAAUGGACCCAUGUAUGUGAGUAUGGCAAACGCUGGACCAAAUACGAAUGGUUGCCAAUUCUUCAUUACAACCAUCCCCACUCCAUGGUUAGAUGGAAAGCAUACUGUGUUUGGGAAGGUGAUCGAAGGUGAACAUGUAGUAUUUAAGAUUGAACAAGUGAAAACCGAUGCCGAUGAUGUACCAAUUAAGCCCGUCAUUAUCUUUGAUAGCGGCUCCAUUCCGACCUCCUAUCCCUUUAAGGUGGAUGACAACAUUUACAAUCUCUGGGCAUGGAUAAAAGCAACGUCCAUACCAUUAAGCUUCAGUUUAGGAAUUCUUACAUUUUUCCACCAUAUGAUGAAAAAAUUAGAUGUCGCAUCAAUCUAAUAUCAUUUAUAAACUUUAGUGAAGUGUAUAAUAGAAAGCAAUGAAUAUUUCGCAAACGUUUAAAAAUAUCGAUAGUCAACGAAAAUCUUAUUUUACAGUUUUAGUAUCCAAAAUCAAUAUUAAGAAACGAAAACAAAAUAUUUUUCUGAGUCUUAUAUGAAGAGAUAAUAUUACUCGAAGACAUCGAGAGAAAUGUACUGCAUUUACUAUGAAAGACGCGUUAAGUACCUAGGAUUGAUCAUUUGGGCAAGGAUUUUAAAAUAAAAAUGCCAAGAUUCGUUUUA
Ceratina calcarata is the source of this 1076-nucleotide messenger RNA. Its product is annotated as peptidyl-prolyl cis-trans isomerase A2. Gene Ontology annotation, cellular component: intracellular membrane-bounded organelle; cytoplasm. NCBI's taxonomy places the organism in Eukaryota, Metazoa, Arthropoda, Insecta, Hymenoptera, Apidae. Gene Ontology annotation, biological process: protein peptidyl-prolyl isomerization; protein folding. Gene Ontology annotation, molecular function: peptidyl-prolyl cis-trans isomerase activity; cyclosporin A binding. The transcript is spliced from 5 exons. The record is from RefSeq and is a predicted model, not a curated record. The coding region runs from base 34 to 792 and encodes 252 amino acids.